Molecule: messenger RNA, 1242 nt
Organism: Larimichthys crocea (large yellow croaker)
Lineage: Eukaryota; Metazoa; Chordata; Actinopteri; Sciaenidae
Gene: crybb1l2
Product: crystallin, beta B1, like 2
Exons: 7
Coding region: 46-699 (217 amino acids)
Biological process (GO): lens development in camera-type eye; visual perception
Molecular function (GO): structural constituent of eye lens
Source: RefSeq, a predicted model, not a curated record
UCUGCCCCGUGUCUACUCCUUUACGCACACACUACCAGAGUCAUCAUGUCUGGAGAGAAAUCCAAGUCUGCUUCCCAGACUGACGGGAAGUCAUCUCAGAAGACCUCUGAGUUUGGCAUGAUGCCCUACAAGAUGUGCGUGUAUGACCAGGAGAACUUCCAGGGCCGUUGUAUGGAGAUCAACAACGAGUGUAUGAAUGUCUGUGAGAUGGGAAUGGACAGGGUGCGCUCCCUGCGCGUCCACUGCGGACCCUUCGUGGGCUUUGAGCAAAUGAACUUCUGUGGUGAGAUGUUCAUUCUGGAGAAGGGAGAGUACCCCCGCUGGGACUCCUGGAGCAACUGCCAGAGGAACGACUACCUGCUGUCCUUCAGGCCUGUCCGCAUGGACCCUGAGAAGCACAAAAUCUGCCUGUAUGAGGUCGGACAGUUCAAGGGCCGUAAGAUGGAGAUCAUGGACGAUGAUGUCCCUAGCCUGUAUGCUUACGGAUUCACCGACAGAGUGGGCAGCAUCAUGGUCAGCUGUGGAACUUGGGUGGGUUACCAGUUCCCUGGCUACCGUGGCAGCCAGUACCUGCUGGAGAAGGGCGAGUACAGGCAUUUCAAUGAGUACGGCGCCCGCUGCCCCCAGAUGCAGUCCAUGAGGCGCAUCCGUGACAUGCAGUGGCACCCACACGGCUGCUACACCAUGUCCUCCAAGUGAAAUCCAGCGAGGGCGAGGAAGAGAGGGAUCGGAAGAGAGAUGGAGGCGGAGGGCGGGCACAGAGAUGGAGGAGCAUGCGGAGGCGAGAGGGCGAAGAAGGAGAGGAGGAGGGAGAGGGUGUAAUAUAUUCUCCCCAUCCCAAAUUCUCUCUUCUCUACAGAUUUGAGGGAAUACAGUAGAUUGUUAUUUUUAGUUGUUGGAACAUUCUAAUCUAUCGACUAAAGAAAAGUUAUGCAAAAGGAAGGAUGUAAUUAAUGAUAAUUACACAUAGACUGUUGAGACUAUAUCUAAUAAACAACUUUCAUUCUCCCUCUCACACCGUCAUUUUUUGUCAGCUCCCUUCCCCCAACUUUUUUCUCUCCCUCUCCCCUCCCCUCCCUCCAUCCCUCUCUCCCCCUGAAACUCUUCUUCACCAUCACACCGACGUCAGCACUCACUCAGCCCAUUAGAGUCUGACUGAUGGUAUUACCAGUGUGGAUUUGUGUGUGUGUGUAUCUGUGCUCAGAUCCUGCAGCCACAUCAACCCUAAACCCUAAUAAAGUA